Messenger RNA from Oncorhynchus nerka (sockeye salmon), 4098 nucleotides. RefSeq names its product protein FAM53B-like. Gene Ontology annotation, cellular component: nucleus. The transcript is spliced from 5 exons. Gene Ontology annotation, biological process: protein import into nucleus; positive regulation of canonical Wnt signaling pathway. Bases 1531 to 2886 code for a protein of 451 amino acids. NCBI's taxonomy places the organism in Eukaryota, Metazoa, Chordata, Actinopteri, Salmoniformes, Salmonidae. The record is from RefSeq and is a predicted model, not a curated record.
CCCCACCGCCAUCAGCAAACCGCUCGCCCCCAACGCCAUACACGCUGUCUGUCAUCUGCCCGGUACAGUUGAAACCGGGAAGAGCACACUUCUCCAGCGUGCCAGUGGCCAUCGAAGGUGAGCAUUUGCCCACUGAAGUCAGUUACGACGCCGAACUGCAGUCAGGUCAAGACCCUGGUGAGGAUGACGAGCACAGUUUCAUCGGCUGUCCGGGUGGCUGGUCUCUGAUGAUCCCGCAGGUGAAGAAUCCGGAUGUGGAGGUCCUGGGCUGGCGUGGUUACACAUGGCCUGCUGCUGUGAGGCUCGUUGAACAUACUGCCAAAUUCUCGAAAAUGUGUUGGGAGGCGGCUUAUGUUAGAAAAUGAACAUUCAAUUAUCUGGCAAUAUCUCUGGUGGACAUUCCUGCAGUCAACAUGCCAAUUGCACACUUCCUCAACUUCAGACAUUGGCCUCCCGAGUGGUGCAGCGGUCAAAGGCACUUCAUCGCAGUGUUUGAGGCGUCACUAGAAACCUGGGUUCAAUCCCAGGCUGUGUCACAACCAACCGGGAGUCCCAUAGGGCGGUUCACAAUUGGCCCAGCGUUGUCUGGGUUAGGGGAGGGUUUAGCUGGCUCAAUGCUGUCAUGAGACCAGAGAGGAGAGGAGAGCAGAGGACAUGAGGAUGGGAAAUGUUCCUAGUCUCUUUUUCCCUUGUGGGUGGAGGAUUGGGUGGAGGACAGCCCGCAUGGGGCUGAUGCCCUCAUUAUUUCAACUCCUUUGUUUCCCACAGUUGGCAAGCACAGUACCCCUUUCUUUGUCAUAUAGUAUAUUAAUGCAACCUUAACAUCCAGUACAUUCUCUCCUCUCCAACUGACCCAUCCUUUUUCUAUCCUCAUCCCUUACAUGCUCACUCUCCUCCUACUUCAUUGAACCAUAUCUUAUGGAGAACCCAGAACAGUCAUGGUGUUAGUUGAGGAGCUCUGGAGACUGGUAGCUGUGUCCGUUGGCCCACAGUAGAAACUGCAAGCUGUCAUUAGUAGGCUGUUGAUUAGAGAAUAAGGCCUGGACCUUUCUAAUCAGCUGUUUUGCAUGCUAUUCCUGAUAUAGCCUAGCUCUGUCUGUCGGGGGGGAUUCAACUGCACGUUUUGGAUUAGCUCCCUGGUGUUGUGAGUGAAAGAUUCGAAGUAGAGGACUCCGUAAAGAGUGAGCCUGUGCUGUACUGUGUUUGUGGUGUCCCAGCCCAGUGGACUGACUGUAUGUGUUUAGACUCGUCUCUCUAAGGGCCCUACUGCCUGCUAUACAGACACACCCACAAGGACCAAUCCUCCUUUCCUCCUCGCCCUGCGCCUGGGGACACACUGUGGUGGUGUGAUGGGAUUGGCUGAAUAGCGAGAGACGCUCCCCUACCAUCGAGGACACUCUGCAGAUGAGAGGUGGUCGUCUGCCCGUCCAAACUGCCCAAAAGACCUUCUCCCCAUCUGUCCUCACCUAAGAUGGCUUCCCACGGCCUUCUCCUGCACUGGAACGGACUGGAGCAGAGCUGUGCCCUACCAUGGUGAUCAUCUUCUCAAAAACACUGGAAAAGAAGAAAGGUGGCGAUCAUGUAAGGGCUAAGGACACUGAAUAUUUGCUGCUGCGUGAGCGCCACACCAUGAGCAGAGGGACUACCCUCUUCUCCUGUGGCACUGUGGAGGCAGACAGGUGGCUGGACCUUGGCCGAGGCUGUGCCAUCCAGCGAGGGACGCCCUGCGAGUCCGGCGCCAGUCUGGAGAGCCUGUGGGAUGUUCUGCCCGAGGAGUGCCAGCGGAGGAGCCUGGUCUGGGGCCACGAGAUUGGCCCUGCCACCGCCAUCACCAGCCUCAUUCGAGACCUUAACCUUGGCGAUGCCAAGCUGGCAGCCACCCAGUCCCUGGCCCUCGCCAACUCCCCUUCAGCCUCCACGGCACCCCCUAGCAAGCGCCAGUGCCGCUCACUCUCCUUCUCUGAAGAGUUUGGUGGCUGCCGGUCUUCAUGGAGACCUCAGGUGUCGCGAGUGUGGACGGCGGUGGAGAAGAGGAGGUGCCACAGUGGGGGGAGUGUGCAGCGCUGCUCUGGAGGAGGUGGUAUAGGAGGUGGUGGAGGUUAUUCAGGGGGUAAUUUUCCUGCCAUGCAGCGGAGCUCCAGUUUCAGCCUACCCUCACGCUCCAACAACCCCACAGACGGGGCUCUGGAGCUGCCCUGCUUCACCCAGCGCCUGCCCCUUCACCCCCUGUUCACUGCCUCCCCUACGUCCCCCUCCCACCACCACUACCACCACUCCCUCAGGCCCCUCUCCCUGUCCCAUGAGCAGAUCAGCCUGCCAGAGCAUCACAGGGAGGGGGCCAGCUCCCCGGACUUCACCCAAGAGAUGGGGAGACGUGCUGGACAGAGGGCAGGGGGGACUGGGGGCCUGUCCCGGAGCAAGUCCCAGCCCUGCGUCCUGAACGAUAAAAAGAUCGGCAUGAAGCGCAGGAGACCAGAGGAUGCACAGGAACCACGGCCCUCCCUGGACCUGGCUAAGAUGACCCAGAAACUCCAGACGUUCCACAGCUUGAGCUGCCCUGGGUUCUCUGGUCCGGACAGCUGUCGCUCAUACAUGCCCCCGCCCUCCACCAGGAGCUUGAGCCAAUCGGAAUCUGACUUCGCCUGUGCGUCUGACCUAUGUGCUGAGACUCAACAGGAAGUGGACGAGGAGGAGGAUGACUCUUCUUAUAAGGAGCUGGACAGUGACUCAGCGUGUAGCCUGGACUCCAGGCCCGGGUCCCCAUGCAGGGGAGGGGGGGAGAGAAUGGGGCAGGGACACACCCCCUGGAAGGGUGAGUAUGGGACAGAGAAGGACAUCUACCAGCUGGGGGGUGAGCUGGACAUCGACCAGAUCGAGAGGAACUGAAUGCAACCUGAAGCCUUUGGAUAAAGGAUUGUCAUAACCUUUUAUGAAGGCUGAGGAAUGUUUCUGAAGGUUUGCCGGAGAAUUUGGAAUUUCAUGACCACGAGAAGGAUGCCUUAUGUAUGAUAGGUGGAUAUUGAGCAGGUUGAAAUGACCUCAGAGAGAGGAACCUAGCGAUUUUAGACAGUGGUUUUUGGAACAUUAUAAGGAUGUUUGUAUAUGCAGUGGGGGGGAUGUUGUAUUGUGUGUAAUGUCAACGAAGGACAAAGCACGUGGAAGUGUCAAUAGAAGGUGCUGCAUGUUGAAUUGGCAGAUGGCUUCUUUGGUUGAACUUUGAGAUCUUGCAGGACAAACAGUUGUUUUGAACUGUCUCGUUGUCUUUCUGAAUCUAAAGGCAGUGGCUUUCGCUUGGCGACGUGCAGCCUAACUCAGGAGUGGGAAAGUGAGGGAUAGUCUUUAAUACCUCCAAAAAGCCCUCUCUCCUCUUAGCCUGAGUACCCCCCUAUACACCUGGACUGAACUGCAGCAGGAAUAUGCUACAACUUCUGCUUUUCUCUACCAGAAUGGGGGGGGGGGGGACAUGAUGGACCGGGAGAGAGGGAUGAAAUGGAAGAGGAGAGAAACAGUAUUUUUUUUCUCAUAGACAUCACCUUGACACUUUUCUUCAACUAUACCUGCAGGAAGGACACUCCCUGUUGAAUUCCAGGUUAGCCCCUAGCCUCUAUACCCUAUUCCCUAGCCCCUAUACUCUAGGCACUCCUGUAGAUAUGAAAGGAAGAUGGUACCAGUAUUAUGGUCAUUUCUUCACCUUCCCUUCUAACAGGCGGUGUGGAGUUUUCACCAUAUUGCUUACCUACCCAAGGGUUUCAGAUUGCCUAGGGGAUAGGGGUCAAUUUGGAAUUCCGAAGGUGUUCACACACCAUCGCUGAAUGUAAAUAAGCUUUUAAUGGGUUUGGAAAUAACAGGCAAUUUGGUCGGUCAGAUACAUGUGUUGUCUUCACACCUCAGAAUACCCUACUCGAAACAAACCUUUAUGACGUUUAAUAGAUUCUAAUAUGCAAAAUGUAUAUUUGAAUAAACACUGAAUUUUAAGUUUUCAGUUCUAAUAUCAAUGUAUAUUUUUCUAAAUGUAUUUUUUAUGAUCUGUUUGUGAAGGAUCUGAAUUAAGAGGCUUUUCUUUAACAGGAUAGACAUGAAAUAAAAACACAAACUGCC